AUGACUGGCUGUCAUCAUCAGCAGAACAGAAAGAUUCGACGAACAUGGGCCAUCGCUCAGCAGGAUGUUCCACAACGCGGUCCACAGCAAGGACUGCAACAGGGGCCGCCGCAGGGUCCGCAGGACCCACAGCCGACGCAGCACAGUCUACAAAGUCCAAAGUUCGAGCGCAAUUGGAUGCUGCUGCAGCUCCACACACAGCUGAACAGGAAAAGCAACAUUGGCUAUCCCUUCACGGAUCCAACCAGCUUCCACAUGGAUUUGCGCGCACUAAUGCAGCGCAGCGAUGAGAUGAGAGAGUCGAAUGACGUGGAUGACGACAAUCUGGAGUCGGGGGUCAGCCCAGAAAAGAGCACCAUCUCGAUGAGCGAGUUGGACAGCGAUAUACAUGAGCGCAACCAGCAAUUGUUAAAGGAAAAUGCUGCUUUGCGCAGCGAGCUGAAGAAACUGCAGGGUCUUGAAGACGAGCUUCAGCAGCGAAAACAUAAAUUAAAGAAAAUGGAGAUGGAGACGAGGGAUGCGGAAGAAGAUAUGCAAAUACUCGCCUCCUCCGCCACUAUGGCUCUCAAACUGCUGUGCACCAAAGAAGAUGCCAAUGCGAAGAGCCAAUUCUUUAAGACCUUGUUCAGUCCGUUGGGUCAGGACGAGAAAGAUUUGGCGCAAGUGGAGAAGCUUGACACGAUGUUCGAUACGCUAUUGCGUGACUCCAUCAAUGGCUAUAAGCAAAAACAACGCGACCUGGUGGUGCAGGAAGUUAGCGUAAAGUACGACAAUGUUGUCGCCGACUCCAUCGAGCAUUAUGGCAAGAUUAUGGAGCGAAAACUCGUCGCCCAGGAAAAAGAGCUGGCCCAGUCCGCCCUGAGGUACCUGGAGGUGCUCCGCAAGCACUUCGUCUGGAAGUACAUGGGCAACGACAGCACAAAGGAGGCUGUCCUCAAGUUCUUGAAGCGGAGCUGCCAGCAGAUGUCGGAGAUUUUGUAA
Messenger RNA from Drosophila miranda, 981 nucleotides. RefSeq lists its product as uncharacterized. NCBI's taxonomy places the organism in Eukaryota, Metazoa, Arthropoda, Insecta, Diptera, Drosophilidae. The record is from RefSeq and is a predicted model, not a curated record. The transcript is spliced from 3 exons. Bases 1 to 981 code for a protein of 326 amino acids.